Messenger RNA from Malassezia restricta, 468 nucleotides. Its product is annotated as signal recognition particle subunit SRP14. The transcript has 5 exons. Gene Ontology annotation, biological process: SRP-dependent cotranslational protein targeting to membrane. NCBI's taxonomy places the organism in Eukaryota, Fungi, Basidiomycota, Malasseziomycetes, Malasseziales, Malasseziaceae. The record is from RefSeq and is a predicted model, not a curated record. The coding region runs from base 1 to 468 and encodes 155 amino acids. Gene Ontology annotation, molecular function: endoplasmic reticulum signal sequence receptor activity; 7S RNA binding. Gene Ontology annotation, cellular component: signal recognition particle, endoplasmic reticulum targeting.
AUGCGUGUGGACGCGAAGGAGUUUGUUGUGCGCCUAGAAGAGCUCUUUGCUCGAACAAAGGAUGCGCGCUCCGUGCACAUCAGCUCAAAGAAACAGCCAUACGAGGACGGGUCCGUGACCCAUGCCAUACUGUUCCGCGUCACAGACGGCGGCAGCAAAGAACGCGCCAAGUUCAGCACCCUCGUGCCCCCCAGCGACAUACUUGCGUUCCAAGAUACCUACCUCACAACUCUGCGCACGCAUCUGGCAGAGAACCUCAAGAAGCGCGACAAGGCCAAAGAGCGCCGCGUUGACAAGACCCUGGCUGCGUCGCGCAAGAAGCUGGAAGAGAAUGAUGGCAAGGUGAAAAUUCUUGGUGCCAAGCGUGGUAAAGGUCGGAGACAGCGCAUGCGGGCCCUUCGUCGUGCGCGGAUACUACGACAGGCUCGUGCUCAGGCGCAGCAUCCGCCGUCUGCCACCCAAGCCUAG